This is a messenger RNA of Amaranthus tricolor (Joseph's coat), 651 nucleotides long. RefSeq lists its product as uncharacterized. The record is from RefSeq and is a predicted model, not a curated record. The transcript is spliced from 2 exons. NCBI's taxonomy places the organism in Eukaryota, Viridiplantae, Streptophyta, Magnoliopsida, Caryophyllales, Amaranthaceae. Bases 1 to 651 code for a protein of 216 amino acids.
AUGAUACAACCUCCAAUCCAAUUGGAAAAUAAGAAAGAGAGGAGUAUUAUGCUUUCUGAGCUCGAGACUAUAGGUGCAACUCUAACAGGGCCUUGGAUAGUCCUACGAGAUUUCAACUGCAUAGCCAAUCUAAAGAAGAGGAUAGGUCAAAAAUCAUGCCUCAAUGAAAUAGAGCCUCUUCGACAAUGCAUGGGGAAUUGUGAGAUUUAUGACUUGAAAAGUACCAGGAGAUUUUUUACAUGGUCUAACAAGAAAAGAGGGGAAGCUAGGGUGCUAAGCAAGAUUGACAGAGUGAUGGGAAACCCAGUAUGGGAGAGCUUAUUUCCCACAACUGAGGUCUACUUUCUUUCGGAAGGAUACUUCCACCACACAUCAAUGCUGGUUCAAUUCCUAGAGCCCCCUAAACGUAAAAAACCUUGUAAGUUCCUCAAUCACUGGGGAAAACACAGAGAUUUCAUUGAAACCAUCCGAGAAGCAUGGCGCACCCGCCCGUGUGGGAACUCAAAUCACCUCGAUCAUAAUCUCAAGUUGGUUAAGGAGGCAUGUAAAUUACGGUUCAAGAAUACAGAACAGUGGACUUGGCUAAAGCUGAAGAUGAGCUUAACAAAGCCCAACAGGAGCUCCACCUACACCCUGGGGACAAAUAUCUAG